CGCGCGGAGGCGCACGAAGGGCUGGAACUGGCGAGGGAGGGGUCGGCGGACCUUCGGCGGCGGGGCUGGAAAUGGGGCGAGGGGCCUCGAGGUAGCCGGAGCGGUCUCAGGCGGAGCGAGCCGGCUUGCAGGUUCGCACGUCAGGGCUAGGAGGAGCCCGCGAGUUACCUAGGGGUGUGUGGGGCUGCCCCGCGGCCGUUGAAGAUGCCGUACCUUGGUUCCGAGGACGUGGUGAAGGAGCUGAAGAAAGCUCUGUGUAACCCUCACGUUCAGGCGGAUAGGCUGCGCUACCGGAAUGUCAUCCAGCGAGUGAUUAGGCACAUGACUCAGGGCUUGGACAUGUCUGGUGUUUUCAUGGAAAUGGUGAAGGCCAGUGCCACCGUAGAUAUUGUUCAGAAGAAGUUGGUUUAUCUGUACAUGUGUACAUACGCCCCCCUGAAACCAGAUCUGGCUCUCUUGGCCAUUAAUACAUUGUGCAAAGACUGUUCGGAUCCCAAUCCAAUGGUUCGAGGGCUGGCGUUACGGAGCAUGUGUAGCCUCAGGAUGCCUGGUGUGCAGGAAUAUAUCCAACAGCCUAUUCUCAAAGGUCUGCGAGAUAAAGCUUCAUAUGUCAGAAGAGUGGCAGUCCUUGGUUGUGCCAAGAUGCAUAAUCUUCAUGGAGACUCUGAAGUGGACGGUGCUCUGGUAAAUGAAUUAUACAGUUUGCUACGUGACCAGGAUCCAAUUGUGGUUGUGAACUGCCUGAGGUCUCUAGAGGAAAUUCUGAAACAGGAAGGAGGUGUUGUCAUCAACAAGCCCAUUGCCCACCAUCUCUUAAAUCGAAUGCCAAAACUGGACCAAUGGGGCCAGGCUGAAGUAUUGAACUUUCUGCUACGCUAUCAACCCCGCAGUGAGGAGGAGCUGUUUGACAUUCUCAAUCUGUUAGAUAGCUUUCUCAAGAGCAGUAGCCCCGGUGUGGUGAUGGGAGCCACGAAACUCUUUCUGAUCUUGGCAAAAAAAUUCCCCCAUGUACAAACUGAUGUGCUUGUGCAAGUCAAGGGCCCUUUGCUGGCUGCCUGUUCUUCAGAGAGCCGCGAGCUCUGUUUUGCUGCCCUAUGUCAUGUGCGUCAGAUCUUGCAUAGUUUGCCCGGUCACUUUAGCAGCCACUACAAAAAGUUUUUUUGCUUCUACUCGGAGCCCCACUACAUCAAGCUGCAGAAGGUGGAGGUGCUAUGCGAGCUGGUGAACGAUGAGAACGUACAGCAGGUGCUAGAGGAGCUCCGAGGGUACUGUACUGACGUGUCAGCCGACUUUGCCCAGGCUGCCAUCUUUGCCAUAGGUGGUAUUGCCAAGACCUACACAGAUCAGUGUGUGCAGAUUCUAACAGAGUUGCUGGGGCUUCGGCAAGAGCACAUUACCACAGUGGUGGUGCAGACUUUCCGAGACCUGGUUUGGUUGUGUCCUCAGUGUACGGAAGCUGUGUGUCAGGCCCUGCCCGGCUGUGAGGAGAACAUUCAAGACAGCGAGGGGAAACAGGCACUUAUUUGGCUCCUUGGCGUCCAUGGGGAGAGAAUCCCCAAUGCUCCCUAUGUGUUGGAAGACUUUGUGGAGAAUGUGAAAUCAGAGACCUUCCCAGCUGUGAAGAUGGAGCUACUCACUGCACUGCUGCGCCUUUUCCUCUCCCGGCCUGCCGAGUGCCAGGACAUGCUGGGGCGUCUGUUACAUUACUGCAUAGAGGAAGAAAAGGAUAUGGCAGUACGAGACCGGGGUCUCUUCUAUUAUCGACUUCUCUUAGCUGGCAUUGAUGAAGUGAAGAGGAUCCUGUGUAGCCCUAAAUCUGACCCUUCUCUCGGACUUUUGGAGGAUCAGGCAGAAAGACCUGUGAAUAGUUGGGCCUCAGACUUCAACACACUGGUUCCAGUCUAUGGCAAAGCCCGCUGGGCAACCAUCUCUAAAUACCAGCGGGCGGAGCGUCAGGGCCCGGAGCUUCCUAACACUGCAUCCUUUGCCACUCCAGGUCCCCUGAUUCCUGAAGAGAGCAAGGAGACAGUACAGGAACUUCCUGAUUCUGAAGCCCUCAUGCUAGUCCCCAGUUGCCAGCUGACUGCUGAGUAUUUUGAGAAAACUUGGUUUAGCCUGAAAGUUGCUCAUCAGCAAGUGUUCCCUUGGCGGGGAGCCGUCCAUCCUGACACCCUCCAGAUGGCCCUGCAGGUAGUGAACAUCCAGACCAUCGCAAUGAGCAGGGCGGGCGCUCACCCGUGGAAAGCCUACCUCGGUGCUCAGGAUGACACUGGCUGCCUGUUCCUAACAGAACUGCUCUUGGAGCCCGAGAGCUCAGAAAUGCAGAUCUCUGUGAAACAAAAUGAGCCGAGGACUGAGACCUUGAAUAGUUUUAUUUCGGUAUUAGAAACUGUGCUUGGAACAAUUGGAGACAUAAAAUCAUAACAGAUUCUUGCUGCUUGUGCUAAGUGAGAUGAGUAGCUAUCAGAGUCCCUAGUUUUUCUUAUUAGAAUUCGCUUGUAAGUCCAGAUACUAUCAAAUGCAAAGGAGAAUGGACAAUCUCAGAAUCAGGAUUCUUAUGUUUUUGUCCAAAGACUAUUGACUUAUUCUUCUCAUACCUAUAGGUGAAUGACCCCAUUUUUCCAGGUGAUGUUGAAAAGGUUAAUGUUGGUAAGGGGAUGGGGAGGGGGUGAGGAUAGGAUUUGGAUUCUUUUCUAAUCCGUUUUAGGGAUUGUUUUACUAAUUAAAGAUGCCUGAUGUUUA
Molecule: messenger RNA, 2742 nt
Organism: Neomonachus schauinslandi (Hawaiian monk seal)
Lineage: Eukaryota; Metazoa; Chordata; Mammalia; Carnivora; Phocidae
Gene: AP4B1
Product: adaptor related protein complex 4 subunit beta 1
Exons: 11
Coding region: 205-2424 (739 amino acids)
Biological process (GO): vesicle-mediated transport; intracellular protein transport
Cellular component (GO): membrane coat; clathrin adaptor complex
Molecular function (GO): clathrin binding
Source: RefSeq, a predicted model, not a curated record